AUGGCUGAGAAAAUUCUAAAGAAAAAGUGGAAGGGAACCAAAGUGAAGAGGGGAUCGGGGCUGGUUGGCUACGAGAGAAGAAAGGCGAUUAAAGCAGAUAGAAAGAGACAGGCUGAGGAAGAUAGGGAGAUUCUGGAUGAAAUGAAGAGAAAUAAGAGGGAGUAUCAUGAGAAGAAAAAGAGUGGGAAAAAGAAGUAG
Messenger RNA from Enterospora canceri, 198 nucleotides. The record is from the annotation of a GenBank genome assembly. Lineage: Eukaryota; Fungi; Microsporidia; Enterocytozoonidae.